AUGAAUUUCAUUAAAGAAGUCAUUUGUGAUAAUAACGAUGAAGUGUAUAAAUACCUUCUCGGCUGGAUUGCAUCAAUGAUUCAACAUCCUGGAAUCAAGAAUGAAACAGCAAUUAUUUUGAAAGGACUUCAGGGAACAGGUAAAAACAGAUUCACGGACAUUAUUUCCGAACUUCUCGCCGGUUAUUCAUGUAAAAACAUUACUGAAAUAGGUGAGCUAACGGGUAAUUUCAAUUCAGUGGUUGAGAAUAAAAUGUUUCUUGUACUUAAUGAACUCAAGAAUGUGGGUGAAGAUAGACUCGCAAACUUCAACGCUUUGAAAUCAAUUAUAACGGAUAAUGAGAUAAGAAUUAAUGAAAAGAAUCAACCCAGAAGAACAGCUCAGAAUGUUGCAAACUUCAUUUUCGUAACUAAUAACGUUUACCCUGUCAAAAUUGAAGUUGGAGACAGAAGAUAUGUAGUUUUAAGAGUUAAUGGUAAAUUUAAGGGUCAAUUUGAUUACUUCAAGAAUUUAAUGGAUUCAUGCACAAAGGAAUUUUAUGAUAAUUUGCUGACGUAUUUUAUGCAAUAUGACCUUUCAUCAUUUAAUGUACGAAUCAUACCGAUGACUGAAGCCAAACAAGAUUUAAUUGAAUUAUCAUCAAAUCCUUUAGAUGUAUGGAUAAAUACACAUUAUGAUGAAUUGUGUGCAGGUAUGACGUGUAAAAAUGCUCUAUUCUGCAAACCAUCAGACAUGAAAGACAAGAAUUUUCAAAUGAGUAUUAAGGAUAAAUGUGAUAGGAAACAUAGAAGAAUAGACGAUAAACAAACAUGGUGUUAUGUUUUGAAAGAAGAAAUGAAAGGAUUAUAUAAACAGGUUGAACCAAACGAUAAUGAGGAUUCAUUUACUGACGAUGAAAUACCUGUAAAUGAAGCUUUAUAA
Molecule: messenger RNA, 921 nt
Organism: Trichomonas vaginalis G3
Lineage: Eukaryota; Parabasalia; Trichomonadida; Trichomonadidae
Exons: 1
Coding region: 1-921 (306 amino acids)
Source: RefSeq, a predicted model, not a curated record